UAUUAUCAAUAUACACUGACUUGAUCGUAUUUUGUAUGAUUAUUACACAAAAAGAGAACCUAGCUUCUUUUGAAAGUUUCAUUCAAACGAAGCAAGCCAUCCAUAGCUCUGAUAAAUGAAGAGACAACUUUCUCCAUUUGUUCACAAACAAACUUGGCUUCACCAUCAUCAUCAUCAUCAUCAUCAUUUACGUGGUUGCAUUCAUCAUGAAAGGACCGGUUGUUUGUUGUUUAUAUUGUGUGAUGAUUGGUGAUCAUAUUUUGGCUAAUUUCCCAAUAUUACUACCAUGAUUUGUGUUAGUAUGUAUGUGUUGUAUUAAUGAAUCUAAAAAAAGAGGAAAUGAUAUAAUAAUAAUGAUGUCGAAAUCUGAGCUAAAUGAAACGAUUGUGGCUGCAGAAAAAAUUCAGAAUAAUAAUGGCAGCUCAUUUAGAAGAUUUCCUUUCCGUAGUCAAAGUUUACGUUUGAAUCGAAAAUCUAAACAACAAUCAAACAAUAAACAACAACAACAGCAUUCACAAUCUAAUUCUGAUCGUCCUCAAUUUAUACGACAACAAACGGUGAAUGGUUCACCAUCAUUAUCAUCAUCUGCCAAUAGUCUUACUUUGAGUAUAUUGUUACUCAAAGAUCGUGAUCUCAUCAUUUCUUUGCCAAAUGGUCAAAACUCAUCAUCAACCGAAACUAACAAGCAAUCGACAACACCAUCCUUUAAACUGACUCGUCAUCAAUCGAUAAAAUCAUUUCAACAAAAUCGUUCUAAUUCGAUCAACCUAAAUAAUCCUAGCUCAAAUUUCCUUGUUGGAAAUCUUCCACCGCCUAAUACGAACCAUUCCAAUUUUGAUGAGAACAAUACUUCAGAAUUAGACGACAAUAAUUAUGAAGAUGAAGGUGUUGUCACAUUCGAAGAAUCAGAAGAUGAAGAUUUUCAUCCAGAUGAUGAUGUACAACCUAAAUCUCGAAUUCCUGGACGUUAUCCUAGAACAGUCAUACUAAAUCGUGAUUGUUAUUCACGACUAGGCAUCAAAAUUGUUGGCGGUUGUGAUUUCGGAAUCCCUGUCAUUAUUAUUGGUUUGCGGCCCAAUUCUCCAGCUCAAAUCAGUGGUGAAAUUUUUAUCGGUGAUCAAAUACUAUCUGUCAAUGAUGUUCCAAUAAACGAAAACAAUACACAUAAUGAUGCAUUGAGACUAUUGGCUGAAUGUGGGACAAAAGUUUCAUUAUCAUUGAGGCAUACGAAAUCUGUGAUGAAUUUUGGCAGGAAAUGGAAACAUCAAAAUUUUUCCACGCUGGAUAAAAUGUCAACUACCAAUAACGAAAAAAAUAAUGAUUUUAUUACUCCUAAAGCGAUAAACACUACACAUCGACAUAUGUCGUUGACGUUGAAUCCUAAAGAUUUUAAUCGUGAAAAAUCCAUUUCUCCAGAUGAAAAUGCAGAUGAUGAAAGCAAUUGCAAUCGUCGUAUCAAUCUUUUUCUAGCAGGUAUAAGUCGAUUUGUUUCCUUUAGUGAUAUAAUUCGAGAUGCUGGCUUCGAGAUUCGUACAAACAAUUGUGAUCGAUCCAUAGUCAUUGAAUGUUUAAGUGAAGAUAUCUGUUUAAAAUGGUUCACUGUAAUCAGAAAUACUAUUGAAAAUUUAACAAACAAUUUCAUUCGUAAUUUUAACAAACAUUUUCCCAAAAAUGAACACUUUUUAUACAUGGGAUAUGUCUCUGAACGGGUACUUGUUGAAUCACCGCUGGUCUCAUCAAUGCAAACUUCACUAUUUUCUUCAAAAUCGUUAUUAUUCUCUCAUCUUUUAUCACCUCUUAAAUCAUCUCUUCAUCACCAUCAUCAUCAUCGUUGGUUGUCACGAUUUUUGAUCGUCAAAGGUGGAAAGAUUUAUCUUUUCAAAGUUGCACCAACGGAAACGUUGUUAAAUUAUAAAAGAAAAAUGGAAAAUAUUUUAUUUCAAAGAAAACAUCGUGCUAAUAGUAAUGGCAGUAGUUUAGGAAGUGUUGGUAGUGGCUCUACCAGCACAAGUGAUACAAGUAAUUUUUCCAAUGCUAACAGCACGAAUCAUCUGAAUGGAUUAUAUGUCACCAAUAAUGGUUGUACGGAUAAUAAUUCAACUCUUUCGACAUCACCGUGCAUUAGUAAAGCUAUUAGUUCGAAACCAUCUCGUUUGAAUAAGUUCAACAAAUGCAUAGAAAAUGAAUUAGAUUUGCUUUCCAUUGAACAUUGGCAUUGUUAUCAAUCAGAUUUUCGGUGCCUGAAAUCUACGGAACAAACGGAUAAUAAACACGAUUGUUUUCAAAUUUCUAAUAGCCAAUCAGAACAAAAAUAUUUUUCCAUUGAAUGUAACAUAGAGCUUGAACGUCUAAAUGAUGCUUGGAAUAUGGCCAAUUAUUAUUCAGUAUUAAAAAAUGAGUGUAAAAUCUAUACAGUUGCAUUGGAACCUGGUAACAUUAUUGGAUCAUUCAAAAUUGAUUGGAAAUCUGGUUUUAGUUUCUAUGAUCCUAAACACAAUGAAUGUGUUUGGUCAUAUCGAUUUUAUCAGCUCAAACAUUCAUCUGAUGAUGGUAAAGAAAUAUUAUCAUUGUCAUUUAUGUUGGAACCAAAUCGUUUUAUAACACAACAUAUAUUACGCUGUACUCGACAACAUCACAUCAUCAUUCGCAAUAUCCAUUCAAAGACCAUUCGGCAGUCAUUUGGUCCUGUCUUACCUCGAUUGUUAAAUCCAUCUUCGAAACAAGUAUCACCAAUUAAAUUCAAUAUUCAACGAUUUCUAUCAUCAGAUGCUCACAAUCAUUCAAAAAUUUGGAUACUAGAAAAGGCCGUUUCAGUUGCAUUGUUGGCAGUGAUUCCGGCAGCUUUGAUGUAUCCAAAUCAGAUAUUGGAUUAUUGUCUCGCCUUCUCAUUAGUUAUACAUUGUCAUUGGGGUUUCGAAGCUAUCGUUGUUGAUUAUAUGCGACCAUCAUUGGUUGGACCAGUUUUACCAAAAAUUGCCAUGAUAAGUCUUUAUCUCGUAUCAAUGAUGGCAUUGGCUGGAUUGUUUUAUAUGAAUUAUAGUGAUGUUGGUACUGCUACUGCAAUUAAAAUGUUUGCAAAAAUGUAAAUCUAUUUAUCUAUUUAUUUAAUAAAAUAACCAACAAUUAGUUAUUCAACAAUGAAAGAAUUGAAGUAUUCAAGUAAAUAAAAAUUUAAAAAUGGAAAUGAA
Molecule: messenger RNA, 3188 nt
Organism: Dermatophagoides farinae (American house dust mite)
Lineage: Eukaryota; Metazoa; Arthropoda; Arachnida; Sarcoptiformes; Pyroglyphidae
Gene: Syn2
Product: Syntrophin-like 2
Cellular component (GO): intracellular anatomical structure; dystrophin-associated glycoprotein complex
Molecular function (GO): structural molecule activity; protein binding
Source: RefSeq, a predicted model, not a curated record